Molecule: messenger RNA, 682 nt
Organism: Aspergillus sclerotioniger CBS 115572
Lineage: Eukaryota; Fungi; Ascomycota; Eurotiomycetes; Eurotiales; Aspergillaceae
Exons: 4
Coding region: 248-595 (115 amino acids)
Source: RefSeq, a predicted model, not a curated record
CGGGCGUGCUGAUCAACUCCUUAGUGAUGGAUACCGCUAUGUACAGUCACAUUGCCCUAGGGCAUCCCGACACUUGAGAGACAUAUCCACAUCGAACCCACCGAAGCGUGACGAAUGAAUCUUAUGUCCGUUUGUUAUCUCUUUCCUUGCAUGACCAGAAAGUUGCCUGGCUAUUUAUACGACCCCUUGAAGUGCUACCUCACUCAUACCUAUUCAUAUCCACGCUAGCUGUUCUCACUCUACCAAUAUGUCCCAAGUUCAGCAAUACUGGCUUCCAGGAUACGGACUGUCGCGUCACAUUGUCCUGGGCCACAUACAAUACUUUCUAGGGCCAUCGGCCAGUGUCAGACCAUACUCCUACCAGGGGCGUGAUGGCUACCUAAUAAUCGGUGUACCUCUCACACGGGAACAAAUCGACGACCUCGCAACGAUGUCGCGAGAAUACGAACGUCAGGAGUCCCUCAGAAUGGCGGGGGAUGCAGGCACCAGCAACUCCACCAGACAGUCCGAGCCCUAUAUCAAUGAAAUCGUACCUGUUGGAAUGUCAGGAAAUCGCCGGAGACCGAUGGAAUAUGAAACUCGACGAACUCGAUAAUUUUAGUGACCAAGAAGUAAAGAACUGGCUUUCAACAUUUUUGUUCUUUCCGCGUGUGCUUUUCUCGAGCGGAUUUCCUUCUACAGA